Molecule: messenger RNA, 2254 nt
Organism: Zingiber officinale
Lineage: Eukaryota; Viridiplantae; Streptophyta; Magnoliopsida; Zingiberales; Zingiberaceae
Product: BTB/POZ domain-containing protein At4g30940-like
Exons: 1
Coding region: 653-1990 (445 amino acids)
Biological process (GO): protein homooligomerization
Molecular function (GO): protein binding
Source: RefSeq, a predicted model, not a curated record
AACUUGAUUGCGGGAGGAUUCAGACGAAGACUUUGAUCCCACGACCCUUGAUUCGAGGGUUGGAAUGCGAAAGGGCGACGGCGACGUCGAUUCCUCGGUCGCCGAAAUGAUAAACGGCCGGACGCGGUCGCUGGGGAUUGGUGGCCGUUGCUGGGUGCUUGACUUAUCGAUCGGCCAACUACCUCCUCUGGAUUUUUUUUUAAUUCCGCCGUCUGAUGAAUAAUUUAUUGUUGGGAGAGGAAAGAGAGAAUUGGAAGGGGACGAACGGGCAGGAAUUAAGAGGCGUCCUCGUCGUGCCUCUGUAUCCGCUGCCCUCUCUCUCUUGCGACCUCCUCACUUCAGGCCGCCAGAUCCUGCAAAAUCCAUCGUCUUCUUCCCCAGUAGGAAGAUUAUUAAUGGGCGAUAUAUUAUUUCUAUUCCCGGCGUUCCUUGUUCCUUUUGUAUCCCUGUUUUCCUGUUCUGUUCUUGAGUUGAUGUCUGUUCUCCUUCGCGUUCUUUUUUAAUCGAUUUCUUCCUUGAAUCGUUCCGUCGAUUGAAAUUUCGUUCUAUAUUUUGUGGGGGAAAUCUCUGUUAUUGGUCAAAAUUUGAGCUUGCCGAUCAAAAUUUGAUCUUUAUGUGUCGAUCCUGGUUGGGGGUAUAGGAGCUUGGAUCCAUGGCUGGUAGGAAGUGCCGUGUACGGUUCAACGUGGGCGGGAAGAUCUUCGAGACUACGGCGACGACGCUCGCCAACGCCGGUCGCAACUCGAUGCUCGGAGCCCUCCUCGAUGAGUCGUGGAACGUCCGGAAGCCGGAGGAGUCUGAGUACUUUAUCGACCGCAAUCCGGCCUGCUUUGCCGUGCUCCUCGAUCUCCUCCGCACCGGCGAACUCCACAUCCCGCCCAACAUGCCGGAGAAGCUGCUCUUCCGCGAGGCCCUCUUCUAUGGCCUGCUCGACAAGGUCCGCGCCGCCCGGUGGGGCGCCUUCGACGGGAACCGCCUCCAUCUUGCCAGCUCCGUCUCCGGCCUCGCUCCUGGCGACGGGACGGCCAUCCGUGCUGGCCCUGAAGGCGGCUGCUGCGUCGCCCACGGCAGCAUGGUCCACGUCUACGAUUGGAUGCUGGAAGCUCACCCACCCAUCAGCCUCGACUUCCAGCAGGUCAACGACGUCGGCUACAUCGACGCCGGCAGCAUCGUGAUCACCGCCCGCGAGCGGCUGGGCAAGGGAGACGGCGGCAUGGGCGUUUUCUCGGCCUCCACCGGCGAGCUCCGUCACCGUUUCCGCGUCACACACUACGACCAAGUCAAGAGCUUCACUGCCGGCGCGCUCAGCUUCAGCAACGCCGACCGGAAGAUCUUCACCAGCUGCAAAGGGCGCUGCAACGAGUACGGCAUCGGGGUGUGGGACCAAGACACCGGCGAACAGGUUGACUUCUUCUACGAGCAGCUGGAUUGCUCGCUCGGCGACGCCGACAAGCUCCAGUGGCUCGACGCCGACAAGUGUCUGAUGGUGGCGACAUUGUUCCCGAGAAGAGACACCAGCUUCAUCGGCCUCUUAGACUUCAGAGCCAAGGGCGUGGUGUGGUCGUGGUCCGACGCCAACGCAUCUGUUUCGGCCUCCCUCGACGAGAAGCGCGUCCUCCACGCCACCGCCGUCGAAGAAACCCGCUCCAUUUGCGUCGUCAACCAAUACGACGACCUCGGUUUCAUCGACUUGAGGAGCCACGCCGGCGGCGUGCGCUGGAGUUCGAGGAGCAAGCUCAUGAACCGGAAAGCUCCCAACGAAGAGAGCUGCUACCCCAAACUCGCGACGCACGACGGCCAGCUCUUCUGCUCCAUGAACGACGGCAUCUCGGUCUUCUGCGGGCCCGAGUGGGUGCUGACGUCCACGCUCAGGCGUAGCUUCGGCGGCUCGAUCUGCGACUUUUCAAUCGGCGGCGACAGACUCUUCGCCCUGCACAGCGAGGAGAAUGUGUUCGACGUUUGGGAGACACCUUCGUCUCCGAUCAUAUAGCCUUCACCGAUCGGCAUUUUCGCCACCAUUCCCUCGAUUCUCGAUCAAAAAACAUAGUUUAAAUCUGAACGAAACAAAAUCCAUACUUCAAUAUCAUCGAUUGUACAAAGAGAAAGAUGCUCCUUCCUUUUUCCUAGUGUGGUUUUGGAUGUUGCCGUCCUGCAACUCAAGCUUUUUUCCUUCAGCUUGAAUCGAAAGCGAGUUGGUCCCCUGUUUUUUUUUUUUCAAUUAUGCAAAUCUUAAAGAUUUCGUCCUCUUCUUUCA